Molecule: messenger RNA, 714 nt
Organism: Haliotis rubra (blacklip abalone)
Lineage: Eukaryota; Metazoa; Mollusca; Gastropoda; Lepetellida; Haliotidae
Product: mitotic checkpoint serine/threonine-protein kinase BUB1 beta-like
Exons: 5
Coding region: 1-714 (237 amino acids)
Biological process (GO): mitotic spindle assembly checkpoint signaling; meiotic sister chromatid cohesion, centromeric
Molecular function (GO): protein kinase activity
Source: RefSeq, a predicted model, not a curated record
AUGAAUCAUACGGAAGAAUAUUCUGAUGAAUGGGAACUGAGCAAAGAAAACGUAAGACCUCGGAAACAAGGGCGCAAUGUCUCCUCGCUGUCAGUAGCGCUUCAGCCUCAGGAUGAUCAAAUGGUUGUCAUCAAACAACAAAAACAAGUAUUUGAAAGUGAGUUACGGACAUAUACAGGUUCCGAUCCACUUGACACCUGGGACAGAUACAUUCGCUGGACGGAUGAAGCGUAUCCAAAGGGUGGCAAAGCGGGCAAACUAAGAGCUCUGCUGGAGCGAUGUGUUACAAUUUUUAAAGAUGAAGAGAAAUACAAGAAUGAUCACAGAUAUGUUGAUGCUUGGAUUAAAUUUGCAAACUUCUGCAUGGAUCCAGCAGAGAUGUUUGCCUUCAUGUUUGACCAGAAAAUUGGUUGUGAGGUGUCUUUCCUGUAUGACGCCUGGGCAACAGUGUUAGAGGAUGCAGGGAAUACUAAGAAGGCAGAUGCCAUCUAUCAAGAAGGGCUGCGAAGAAAUGCUCAACCUGCUGAAUUCUUGCUUAGAAAACACCAAGAGUUUCAGGCUCGUGUUGCCCGUGGCCUGAUGAGAUCAGAGGUGAUGGACACAGAUGGCAUCCUUAUGGAAGAGGAACAGCGCACAACUCUAGGCCAGCUGAAAGCUUCAGGAAGACACCACCAAGUUGGCACAGCCAGGACAGGAGCUGCCAAGAAAUGUUAG